UCAUCCGACAUGGAAACAUCACUUGUUGUCCAGCUUCGUUAUGAGGAGCUUCUUUUUUAUGCCGCCUGCAUCUCUAACUGUUGGUGUGCAUGUCUGUUUGUUUGCGUGUGUUUGGAAGGCAAGGUGUGCGGGCGAGGAGGUGGCUGCGCUGGUAUGCGCGUGGGAAGCAGCUGGAGGUGGCAUCUCUCACGGGCCAUGCGACUCGCACUGCGAUGGUGCCGAGCGUGCUGUCCCAAGAUAGGGGGUCGAGGCAGGGGAGGAGGUGGCCGGCUUCGGCAACUGCGGAGCUACAGCAAGCUGUUGCUCAAGUCUCUUUACUUCAACAGCCUCACCAACUCGGACACAUUGCUCGAUUGCGCCUUUGAACCCGUGUACUGGAUCGUGGACAGAGUGACUCGCUGGUUUGGGGUGGUGUUCGUUACUCUGGUCAUACUACUGACAACCUCGGUGGUGGUCAUCGUCUACAUGUACGUCCUCCCCACAAUCCUCAGUACCUACACUGCAAUCUGGAUUGUCUGGCACCUGUGCUGCGGACACUGGCUCCUUGUCAUGGUGGUCUUCCAUUACUACAAGGCCACCACCACCUCUCCUGGACAUCCGCCCAAGGACGACAUUCAUAUUCCCUCCGUCUCCAUUUGUAAGAAAUGCAUCAAUCCAAAACCGGCCAGGACUCACCACUGCAGCAUUUGCAACACCUGUGUCUUAAAGAUGGACCAUCACUGUCCUUGGCUCAACAAUUGCGUGGGGCAUUUCAACCACCGCUACUUUUUCUCCUUCUGCCUCUACAUGACCUUAGGCUGCAUCUACUGCAGCGUCAGCAGCAGAGAAAUGUUCCUGCAGGCCUAUAAUGCUGUCGAGAGUUACUUUCAGACUCCUCCCCCGCCAUAUACGUCGACGGAGACGACAGGCCACAAGUGCAUCAUCUUUCUCUGGGUGCUGACCAGCUCUGUGGCGGUGGCCCUGGGAGGUUUGACCCUGUGGCACGCUAUGCUUAUCAGCCGGGGGGAGACUAGCGUGGAGCGCCACAUCAACUGUAAAGAGAGAAAAAGACUGAAAUUGCAGGGGAAGGUGUUCAAAAAUCCAUAUCAUCAUGGUAAGAUGGACAACUGGAAGCGGUUGCUUGGUGUGGAGACUCAAAGUCACUGGUUUACACGUGUUCUGCUACCCUCGAGUCAUCCUGUAACGGGCAAUGGCAUUGUGUGGGACUGGACUUUCACUAAGAGAGACCCCAUGGCCAUCUGA
This is a messenger RNA of Nerophis lumbriciformis (worm pipefish), 1242 nucleotides long. Lineage: Eukaryota; Metazoa; Chordata; Actinopteri; Syngnathiformes; Syngnathidae. The record is from RefSeq and is a predicted model, not a curated record.